CUGCUGCUCACGACUACCUUGGUGCUGAGGGGGUCGGAGCUGCUUCCGCUCCUAGUGGGAAGCGUCGCAGCGGCAGGGGCGGCAGGGGUGGCAGGGGCGGUGGGGGUGGCGGUGGAGGUGGCGGUGGUGCAGGCGGCGGGGGAGGUGGAGGUGGUGGGGGUGGUCGUGGGGGUGGAGGCGGUGGAGGUGGUGGUGGGGGCGGGCGGAGGCACUGGGAGCGGUGGAGGGGGCAGCAGCGGCGGUGGGGGAGGAGGGAGCGGUGGUAG
This is a messenger RNA of Closterium sp. Naga37s-1, 266 nucleotides long. NCBI's taxonomy places the organism in Eukaryota, Viridiplantae, Streptophyta, Zygnematophyceae, Desmidiales, Closteriaceae. The record is from the annotation of a GenBank genome assembly.